AUGAAACGUCCGCCGAAGAAGACCGUGCUUCCUGCACCCCCUCCGAAGUCAGGUGAGAAGGAGAGGUCGCUGCUGGACAAGGGACACCACUCUGAGCCUGCUACGCCGAAGCCGAUGUUGAAGGAGGCGGUUGGUCCCUUCGCGGACGAUACUUGGAUGUCGCUGGAGAAGAAGCUUGCCUCAUUGAGUUUCACUUCCCUGGAGGACAAGGCUCAGGGGGAGUCAAGCACUGCAACGGACGGCAAGGAGAAGGGAGUUGAGUCGGACGCGCCUGCCGAUGGGGCUCCCGCGGACCCUGUGGAAGAAGAGGACGAGGAUGACGAAGAGGAUGAUGGAUAUUUGAGUGACGACCCUGAAGAAAGGUUGGAUCCGGUGCGUGCAGGUGAAGUCGCGGCGCUUGCGGGCUUCACACUCACCCUGCUGAUCCCUCACGAUUGGGUGAAGGAAGUCCCACGGACUAUUGACACGGUAAAGGAGCUGAUCGUUUAUUGGAAGAAGGCGCUGACUCCGCAAGCGCAAACCACGACGAACUUCCAGAUACUGCAGCCGGCGUACCUGUCGAAGAAGCGUUUCGGUAGGAUGCAGGUUACCUUCAGGAUGGCUGCGGAUGCGAACUACGUCUGGCGCCGUCGCGUGGAGCAUUUUUGUGUAAACAACGAGAAGCUGAUCUUGGACUGGCAGCACCCGGAGAACUCGCUGUACCUCAAGGAGCGUGCACAGAACCCGGAUGCAAUCGAAGUGUUGUUGAAGAGUGUGCCGGAGGAAAUCUCAUCGGAUAUGGUCUACAAGUUCCUGGUGAAGACUCCGCUGGAGAAGCAUGGCCACCCCCCUUUUCAGCAUGGCGCGGCUUUCCACCGGAUGGUGGACCCUGUGACGGGGGCUGACACGGACAAAAUUAAGGGUGGUGAAAGUGCACCCAAAGGAUACGUAUCGGUGGUGGCACAUGCUGAAGCAUGCGAGAAGGUGCGCGGCUCCAGCUUCGCACAGGCGUUGCCACACGUGCGUUCAGUCCAGCACUGCACCGCGAUCCUGAAAGGGGGAGGUGCUACUCGGGCGAGAUGGGGGAAGGUGAACCUUAUUGCGAUCCGCAAGGAGUUUGGACUGUGA
This is a messenger RNA of Closterium sp. Naga37s-1, 1107 nucleotides long. NCBI's taxonomy places the organism in Eukaryota, Viridiplantae, Streptophyta, Zygnematophyceae, Desmidiales, Closteriaceae. The record is from the annotation of a GenBank genome assembly.